AUGACGAGUGUUGUCAAGCAUUGGUACGUUAACCCCAACUACGCCCACUUUCACAACCGUAGAAGACGAAUGCAGGGUAAACAGCGGGAUCUUUUCCCGGUUUUACUCCAGUUGAAUCAUUUUAAUCUCGUUCCCAAUAAGCAAGAUGUUACACUCUGGCGAACUGAUGAAGGUAAACUCAUGUCGUUCUCUUCAAAGUUGGUAUGGGAAGCUACCCGUUCUCGAGGUCAAGAAGUGACUUGGUCAAAGAUUGUGUGGUCGGGUUGUAAUAUUCCGAGACAUUCGCUUCAUUGCUGGUUGAUCUUUAGAAGGAAAUUAUGGACUCAAGAUCGAAUUCAGAAAUGGAAUCACAUCACUAGUGGAUCUAUGAACAUGAUGUGUUGUUUAUUGUGUCAACGAGAGUUGGAAUCACAUGAGCAUUUGUUUUUUCAAUGUUCAUAUUCGUCUUCAAUUUUGGAUGCUAUCAAGGAGAAGUCUAGUAUGAAGAUGGUGCCUAACAAGUGGGUUGACAUAGUUGGAUGGCUGCUGCCGAAAGCGGCCUCUAGAUCCUUAAACUCGGUUAUCGCUAAACUCCUCGUCAAGGCAGCCGCGUAUUUCAUAUGGCAAGAGAGAAAUUACAGGUUUUUCAACAAUCAAUUAAGGCCACCUGAAGUGAUAACAAGUAUUAUUAUUGACACUGUGAGGCUGAAGUUAUUCUCAUUCAAGUAUAAGGAUAAGCCGCAUGUGAGGAAAAUCUUGGAAGAUUGGAAGCUGAGCUCAAUAGAGACCUUUGAAGAGACCUGA
Helianthus annuus (common sunflower) is the source of this 783-nucleotide messenger RNA. RefSeq lists its product as uncharacterized. The coding region runs from base 1 to 783 and encodes 260 amino acids. Lineage: Eukaryota; Viridiplantae; Streptophyta; Magnoliopsida; Asterales; Asteraceae. The record is from RefSeq and is a predicted model, not a curated record. The transcript has a single exon.